CAGCGCGUGGCAAACACUGGCGGAAGAGAGGAAGCAGCUCGCGGAACUUACGGGUUUCUGGAAUCAUGUGGGCGCGAGCUGUUGCUGUGCGCGCGCUGCUGUUCGCUCUCUCCCCCGGGGAGGACGGAAGCCGAGAGGGACGACAGAGGACGUCCAAGACUACACACUACUCCAACUCCAACAGACUGCUCGGCGCUCUGCAUGAAGUUCUGGAGAAACUGCAGACGAAGAGGAUCAAUCCCUGGGAGAAGAAAUAUGGACAGGUCCCCUCUUGUGACCUCGGCGAGCACUGCGCCGUCCGGAAAGGAUCUCGUAUCGGGAAGAUGUGCGACUGCCCUCGAGGAGCCUUCUGCAACUUCUUCCUGCUGAAGUGCUUAUGAGCCAAUCAGAACCCACAGCGAGAGUUUAUUUUAACAUUAUGUAUAUUUUACACUGAAUUAAAUAUUAAUGUCUGAAAUGAUGUAAAGUAGUUUUUAGUGGGAAUAAAUCCUCUGUCAACCUGUCCGUCCAGUCUGUGCUGCAUUAAAGGUGUUCUUCCUUUUC
Molecule: messenger RNA, 543 nt
Organism: Morone saxatilis (striped sea-bass)
Lineage: Eukaryota; Metazoa; Chordata; Actinopteri; Moronidae
Gene: cart2
Product: cocaine- and amphetamine-regulated transcript 2
Exons: 3
Coding region: 66-380 (104 amino acids)
Biological process (GO): adult feeding behavior; G protein-coupled receptor signaling pathway; cellular response to starvation
Molecular function (GO): neuropeptide hormone activity
Source: RefSeq, a predicted model, not a curated record